Messenger RNA from Thecamonas trahens ATCC 50062, 1302 nucleotides. RefSeq names its product FAD dependent oxidoreductase. Gene Ontology annotation, cellular component: cytoplasm. The record is from RefSeq and is a predicted model, not a curated record. Bases 1 to 1302 code for a protein of 433 amino acids. Lineage: Eukaryota; Apusomonadida; Apusomonadidae. Gene Ontology annotation, molecular function: oxidoreductase activity. The transcript has a single exon.
AUGUGGAACUGGACAAGACGCAACGCUGGGAUCCUUGUCCGCAACCGCAGCCUUUCCUGCAUCCCGACUGCCCGUGGCAUGUGCGUGUUGCCUGCCAGCGCGCCAGCUGCGUUCGAUGUGGCCAUUGUGGGUGGCGGAGUGUCCGGCGCAUCGACUGCGUACCACCUUGCAGCUGCUGAUCCCUCGCUGACCGUCGCUGUCUUUGAGCAGGAUCCAUGCUACAGCCGCGCGUCAUCGUCACUCUCCGCGGCCUCGAUCCGCCAUCAAUACUCGACCAGCCUCAACGUGGCCAUCUCGCUCUUCGGCUCGGACUUUCUGCGCCGCGCGGCGACGACGCUGGCGGUUGACGGCUGCGAUCCGCCAAACAUUGGCUUUGUCGAACGCGGAUACUUGUUCCUCGCCGGCGAGAGUGGUCGGAGCGUGCUGGAAGAGAAUCACGCAAUCCAGAUUGCCGCCGGUGCGAAGCCGACGCUGCUGGAUCCCGCAGGCGUGGCCGCUGCGUGGCCGUGGAUGCGGGCGCACGACGUAGCAGCUGCAUCGCUGGGCGGACCAGGCGAGGGCUGGUUCGACGCCUACUCGCUUCUGAUGGCAUACAGGAACAAGGCGCGCUCGCUUGGCGUCUCGUUUGUCGCCGAUGAGGUUGUCAAAGCUCGCCGAGGCGCCGACGGCGGCGUUGCCGAGCUUACCACGGUAUCGGGCGCAGCACUUCAGGUAGGCACCGUUGUCAAUGCUGCCGGUGGCUGGGCGCAUCGUGUUGCUCAAAUGUGCGGCGCAUCGCUCCCGACCCGCCCGCACACCCGUUGCGUGUUUGUCUUUGAGACUGAGACCAACACUGCCGCCGACUGCCCCAUGCUCAUCGACCGGACUGGGGUCUGGGCCCGGCCUGAGGGCACAAAGACGUUCAUUUGCGGCGUGUCGCCGCCAGCUGACCGCGAUCCGGUGGUAGAUGUCACCGACGACCUCGCCUUUGACGUCGACUACGCGCUCUUUGACGACAUCAUCUGGCCUGCGCUGGCCAACCGAGCCGAAGUCUUUGAGGCUAUCAAGGUGGUCCACGCCUGGGCCGGCGUCUACAACAUGAACCCCUUUGACCACAACGCUAUCCUCGGCUACGAUCCGGACGUCUCCAACUUGAUUCAUGCCGCAGGCUUCUCUGGCCACGGUUUGCAGCAGUCGCCGGCAGUCGGCCGCGGCCUCUCGGAGCUCAUCAUCCACGGCAGCUACCAGACACUCGAUCUCUCGCCGUUUGACUACUCCCGGCUUCUCACCGACGAUCCCAUUGUAGAGCGCAACGUUGUGUAG